AUGCUCGGACGCUACUUCCGCCUCUGCCUCGCCAAUGCCGCCACCACCAUCCGUGAUGCUCCGGCAAGGAUAUGCAGGUUUCCGGGCACCGUCCGCACCGCCGCGUGCGACGUCGUGACCGCCAUACGGAACGAUCCCACCGGCAGUGCUAAGAUAGGCGCGUACUAUGCCGCACACACCUUCAACGCCGUCUGCGCGGUACACCUCUUCUGCGAAUAUGUCGGUGGCCCUAAGCUCUCAACGGGCCCCUCGAUGCUGCCCACGCUCGCCAACGAAGGCGAGCUCGUGCUCGAGAACUGCCUCUCAUACCGGCUGAACCCCGCGUGCAUCAAGCGCGGCACGCUCGUCACCUUCACCUCCCCGCUCGACCCGACGCGCAUCGUGUGCAAGCGCGUGCUCGGCCUCCCCGGCGACAUAGUGUGCGUCGACCCGACGGGACUGAAGGCUCCCAGCACGGAACACGUCGUCGUACCACGCGGGCAUCUCUGGGUCAUCGGCGAUAAUGCGUCAUGGAGUCGCGACUCGCGGGACUACGGGCCUCUGACCAUGGCGCUCCUAAGGGGGACUGUAGUCGCAAAAGUGGGCAUUUCCUGCACAUUCAGGUGGAUUGACGUGAUGGGCUGA
Messenger RNA from Punctularia strigosozonata HHB-11173 SS5, 624 nucleotides. RefSeq names its product LexA/Signal peptidase. NCBI's taxonomy places the organism in Eukaryota, Fungi, Basidiomycota, Agaricomycetes, Corticiales, Punctulariaceae. The record is from RefSeq and is a predicted model, not a curated record. The transcript has 2 exons. Gene Ontology annotation, cellular component: membrane; mitochondrial inner membrane peptidase complex. Gene Ontology annotation, molecular function: serine-type endopeptidase activity. Bases 1 to 624 code for a protein of 207 amino acids.